This is a messenger RNA of Monoraphidium neglectum, 1239 nucleotides long. RefSeq lists its product as hypothetical. The record is from RefSeq and is a predicted model, not a curated record. The coding region runs from base 1 to 1239 and encodes 412 amino acids. NCBI's taxonomy places the organism in Eukaryota, Viridiplantae, Chlorophyta, Chlorophyceae, Sphaeropleales, Selenastraceae. The transcript is spliced from 4 exons.
AUGGAGCGCCAGCACGGGUGGGAGGGGCUGAGGGGCGACCUGGAGGCCGAGUGGGAGCGCCGCCGCGACGCGGCGGCCGAGGCGGCCGCGCGGGGCGCCGCGGCGGCGGGCGGCGCGGAGGACCCGAGCGGGAUGCUGCGCGAGCUUGAUGGGCCCUGGGCAAAAGCCGCAAAGGCGGCGUCGGACGCGCUGUCUUCUGCGGCGCGCGCCGCGGCCGCGGUCCCGCCGACGGCGCUCAACCCGAUGACGCGCGCGCGCGAGCGGCUCGCCGCGCGAGCAGAGAGCGAGCGCGAGGCGCUCGGCGCGGCGGCGGCGCGGAGGGCGGGGCUGGAGGCGGCGGCGCGGGUCCUGAAAGAGGUGGACUCCGCUUUCGGGCGGUCAGGGAUCCCCUCAUUCGUUCUGGAGGGCCUUUUGGGGGAGCUUCAGGCCAAAACCAGCGACCACCUGCAGCAGCUGGCCACAGGCAUGGCCCUGGAACUACGCGCCACCCGCCAGCUGGGCAGCAGCAGCGGCGUCGGCGCCGCGGCGGUCGCGUCGGCGGCGGGCGGGAAGCGGGCCGCGGGGCGCCGGCGGGCGGCCGCGGGCGCGGGCUUGUCGGCGGACGAGGGUGUGGCGGAGGAGGGGGUUUUGGAGUCGUCUUCCCUGUAUCCAGAGGAGCGCACUAAAGAGGAGAUCAUCAAAGUGGUCAAGGUCCGCGCGGCCAACGGGGAGCUGCGGGAGCGCGCGGUGGAGCAGCUCAGCGGCGGCGAGCGCAAGCGCGCGGCGCUGGCGCUGGCGCUGGCGUUCACGCAGGUGGCGGCGGCUCGGGGGCGGCUGAGCAGUAACCUGCUCAUUUUGGACGAGGUGCUGGAGAAGCUUGAUGGGGAGGGCUGCGCGCGCGUGGCCGCGCUGCUGGCCGGCCUGCCGCACACCUCCAAGAUCGUGGUCGGCCAGGCCCACUCAUUCGUGACUGACACAUUUGCGGCGAUCGACGUCGUCGUCAAGCGGGGUGGCGCCGCGUCCAUACAGCUGGCCGCCGGCGCAACCGCGCCCGCGCCGCCCCUCCGGGCGUCGGAGGCGGCCGCCGCCAAGGCCGCGCCGGCGGCGGCGGCGCGGGAAGGGGAUGCGCAGGAGGGCGGAGGCGCGGCGAUGCCGGCGCCGCCGGCUGCGGGCAAGAAGGUGGCGCGGCGCACGCGGCGCAGCACUCGUAAUUUAGACAGCAGCGGUUCGGAAGAUGGAGGGGUGGCUGUGGGAGCGUAG